Molecule: messenger RNA, 1491 nt
Organism: Saccoglossus kowalevskii
Lineage: Eukaryota; Metazoa; Hemichordata; Enteropneusta; Harrimaniidae
Product: sodium/hydrogen exchanger 3-like
Biological process (GO): potassium ion transmembrane transport; sodium ion import across plasma membrane; proton transmembrane transport
Cellular component (GO): plasma membrane
Molecular function (GO): potassium:proton antiporter activity; sodium:proton antiporter activity
Source: RefSeq, a predicted model, not a curated record
AUGGCUCUGGUGAAACUGGAUAUGAAGUGUUUAGCUUCCGUGUUGAUGUUAAUUUUGGGUCACACUGCUGUAGCUUCUGCUCGGGAGGUAUUACUUGUCCAAAAUGCAUCAUCAGGGGGCGUCGUCUACCAUGUCGUACCAACUACGGACUCUGAUGACAAUGAACUUGGAAGUCGCAGCGAGGAUGGUGACGCCGACGGUCAUCAUGGCGAAACAUACGAAAGAUACCCUGUUGCAGAGUUGAACUGGUGGCACGUUGAGACACCUUACCUGAUAUCCUUAUGGGUGCUUUUUGCUAGCUAUGCAAAGAUUGCGUUUCAUCUGUCAAAUCGACUAGCAAAGAUCUUUCCAGAGAGCUGCUUGCUGAUUAUUCUUGGUAUAAUUGUUGGAGUAAUUAUCUACUUUGCAGCCAACGAUGUUAUCGACGAUUACACUCUUGACAGCGACACUUUCUUCUUGUUCUUACUUCCGCCCAUUGUUCUAGAAGCCGGUUACUUUAUGCCCAAUCGUGCUUUCUUCGACAACAUUGGAACAAUUUUACUCUAUGCAGUUUUAGGGACUCUUUUUAAUUGCUUUGCCAUCGGUGCAUCCCUCUAUGGCAUCGUUUGUCUUGGAUGGGUGUCUGUACCGUUAGACUUUCUGGAUUGCUUGGUAUUCAGCAGUUUGAUAUCUGCGGUUGAUCCCGUUGCCGUGCUGGCCGUGUUUGAAGAAGUGCACGUAAAUGAAUCUUUGUAUAUACUUGUAUUCGGGGAAUCAUUGCUCAAUGAUGCAGUCACUGUGGUGUUAUACAGAAUGUUCAAACAAUUCGCUGUGAUGGGAAGCGAGAACCGACAGUCUGUUGACUAUGUGCUUGGUUUGACAUCUUUCUUCGUUAUCAGUAUUGGCGGUACACUUAUAGGUAUCAUAUGGGGUCUACUGACGGGAUUUGUCACCAAAUUUACAGAUCAUGUCCGAGUGAUUGAACCAUUGUUUGUGUUUCUCAUGAGUUAUCUCUCCUACCUCACUGCUGAAAUAUUUGGUUUCUCUGGAAUCAUGGCAAUUGUAUUUUGUGGAAUCAUCAUGAAAAAAUACGUAGAAGCUAAUAUAUCACAGAAAUCGCACACUACUGUCAAAUAUUUUAUGAAGAUGUUGAGUAGUAUAAGUGAAACUAUUAUUUUCAUGUUUCUGGGUUUAUCAGCGGUUCAAGAUGACCAUGUAUGGGAUAUAGCGUUCAUUCUUUGUACGCUGUUCUUUUGUUUGUUCUACAGAGCGACAGGUGUCAUUGUAUUAACCGCACUUGCUAAUUGGUUUCGAGCAAUCAAAGUGAACAAAGUGGAACAGUUCAUCAUGGCUUAUGGCGGUUUGAGAGGUGCUAUAGCAUUCUCACUCGUCGUACUUUUAGAAGCCCCUACCCCAGGACUACAAACUAAGAAAGCGUUAAUGAGUACUACAUGUCUAAUUGUUAUAUUUUUUACUGUCUUUGUACAGAUGCACACUUGUCAUUUACCUUAA